GAUUGCCGGGAACCGGUGGUUCGGUGCCGGGAACCGGCCGGUUUCACGGUGGUUCGUUCUUCGACCACGAAGGCCUGCCAUACUGCGAGACGCACUAUCACGCGAAACGAGGAUCACUGUGCGCUGGUUGCUCGAAACCCAUCACCGGACGCUGCAUCACGGCCAUGUUCAAGAAAUUCCACCCGGAGCAUUUCGUGUGCGCCUUCUGCCUGAAGCAGCUGAACAAGGGCACAUUCAAAGAGCAGAACGACAAGCCGUACUGCCAUCAGUGCUUCGACAAGCUGUUCGGUUGAAGUAACGGGUGCUGAACAUUUUAUCUUUUCGUUUUGGUGUAAGACGACUGACAAAACGGUUGUCGAAUCAUGAAAUGAAUCUUACAUUUCAUUCGAUUGCCCUGCAAUUCACUUCGUCUUCCUCAGUGCAAUUUGCCCUUUUUGUAGUUCGCUUUCCCAACUUUUUAUGUUAUGCACCAUCGAAACAGUCCGGGAGCCACAUUUUGUUCGACCAAACAAAAGCUGUUAUCGACAUUCAACUAUUCUGCUAACA
Messenger RNA from Anopheles cruzii, 546 nucleotides. Its product is annotated as paxillin-like. Lineage: Eukaryota; Metazoa; Arthropoda; Insecta; Diptera; Culicidae. The transcript has a single exon. The annotation marks the transcript as partial. The record is from RefSeq and is a predicted model, not a curated record.